This is a messenger RNA of Endocarpon pusillum Z07020, 822 nucleotides long. RefSeq lists its product as uncharacterized. The record is from RefSeq and is a predicted model, not a curated record. NCBI's taxonomy places the organism in Eukaryota, Fungi, Ascomycota, Eurotiomycetes, Verrucariales, Verrucariaceae. The transcript has 4 exons. The coding region runs from base 1 to 822 and encodes 273 amino acids.
AUGGUGACCUUCGUCGCAGCUGUUGCGCUCUUCGCCUCGGUGGUUCUUGCGCAGGAUCCUGGAUCUCUUCCGACAUGCGGUCAAAACUGUGUCUCGUCUAUGACUGGUCAAUUUGCAGCCCUUGGUUGUUCCAGUUCGUCUGAUGUCAGUUGUCUUUGCGCCAACCCAAACUUCGGCUAUGGUGUUCGCGACUGCUCCACAGAAUCUUGCCCCCCAGGCACCGAUGUCUCCAUCAUCACCGGAUUCGCUGCCGAGUACUGCUCAGGCCCUGCUGCAUCAUCCGGCUCAUUCUCUAAUCCGGGCAUUGCUGCCACUGCAGCGACUGCGUCUGGCACUGUUAGCAACCCUGCGGAAACUGCGACCAGCACAUCAAGCUCUGGGGAAAGUGAAGAAUCUACCACCGUCACCUCGACUGAAACUGUGCCAGCGGCUGGUGCAAUUACCACUUCGGAGAUCGUUUCCACCAUCACCACCGAUGGCAGUACAAUCACCACUACCAUCGGAAGCACGACUAUCUUCUCUAGCGGUGCCGAGGGCAAUGCCACUGACGCCGCUGGUGCAGCUUCAAGCACUGCUUCUGAUGCCGCUGCCUCUGCUAGCUCAGAGAUUAGCUCUGCUGCUUCGUCUGCCUCUGAUGCCAUCUCUAGCGCCACUUCCCGCCUGUCCUCUGCCCUCCGCACCGCAACAUCAUCUGAAGGUGCUUCCAGUACCGAGGCUGCAGGCGCCAGCUCGGCCGCUUCUGGUGCCGCCUAUCCGAUGGCUACCGUUGCUGUCAACGGCAUGGCUGGUAUUGCCGGUCUGGCUGCUCUGCUUGCACUGUGA